AUGAUAUUGGCUGAAACUCUGGGCUGUUCGCCAGGCGAGACAAUGGUGGAGGGGACGGAGCUGGCCGGGGAGGAGGGUCGGUGCAAGCAACCAGCAGAGCCAGCUGCUGAUGUCGCAGCGGACAAUGACGCGUACAAGCCCGCCGCCGCAUGUGCCGCUCCCGCGGCUUCCGCUGGUGGCGGAGCGCUGGCAACAACUCCAGGCUCGGGCGCAGUUUUGAACGCGCCUACUGCGAAGAAACGCGCGCACAUAACUUGGGCGCACGACGUGGUCUCCGCCACUUGCGCCGAUGGCGUCGACACCGGCGCGCGCGGAGGCGGAGGCGUUGGCGAAUGUGAGGAGGUGGCUUUCGAGGAAGGAACGGAGCGAGAACUGAAAGACGAGAGCUACAAUAGCAGCGUUAGCACGGCUAGUACCGUUACCAGCAGUCGCGGCACGAGUACUACCAGCGGCAGCAACAGCAGCACCGUCAGUCGCGCUACUGGCAGCUCCAAUAGCAGUAUUAGCGACCCUGGCAGACUGAAGCCGCAGUUUAAAAGCCUCAGCGUCGAGCCGCCUACGGAUGUGGAAGGCGGCGCGCGAGGAAGCUACAACUCCACUCCGACCACCAAUGGCUCCCGGACCGCCGCACCCGCUGCUCCCGCUGCGCCCGCCGCUCCCGCUGCGGAUGUCGCUGACCCUGCGACAGCUAUCUCGUUCGCGCCCACUUUGGACACCGAAGCCGCCGCCGCGGUUGCCGUCGAAAGAGAACGCGGCGGUUUUGGGGGGAAUGACCGGCGAGCGAGGAGCAGCCGAAGCGCGGGGGGCACGCCCGUUUCGACUCCGAAAACAGGCACUUCCACACCCAAAACUCCUAAGACGCCGAAAACGCCGGCGGCGAUGGCGGCAAAUCUGACUCCGCGCAGCAGGAGCGGCGGUGGAAGGCGCCUCUCAGCCAACGGGGCGCGGAAAUCCCUAGGCUUCACGCGGAGAUUCUUCGUGGGCGAGACGCUCGGGCAGGGCGGGUUCGGGCGCGUCGAUCUCUGCAGCGACAUGCUCGAUGGCGGCGGCGGCGGCGGGAAAGGUUUAGGCGGCGCGCUGGCGGUGAAGACGAUCAAUAAGCUCGCGCUGUACGAGGGGUGCCUGCGGCCCGAGCAGAUGGCGGAGCGCCACGCGGCGUUGAAACGCGAGGUGACGGUGCUGAAGCUGCUGUCAGGGCAUCCGAACAUUGUGCAGGUGAGCGCGGCGAGGCGGGGAAGGGCGGGGAAGGAGGGGGAGGGCGGGGGAGGGAAGGGGAGGGCGGGGAGAGAGAGGGAGGGGGGAAGUGAGGAACGAGGUGGGAGACGGGAAAGCGGCCCCGGGAGAAAGGGGAGGGGAAAGCGGGAAGGGCGGAGGGAGAGGCGGGGAAACGGGAGGGAGAAACGGGGAGUGAAGAAAGUGUACGACUCAAAAGCAAGCCUUCGAGUGGUCAUGGAGUAUUGUGAUGGUGGCACUCUAAAGGAUCGCCUCUUACAGUGUAUGGAGCAGCAGCAGCAAGCAGCAGAAGCAGCCAGCAGCUCUCCCGUCCUCGUAACCCCAGGAAAACUUGUCAGUUGGGACAUCAAGAGCACUCUCAAGGGCAUAAGGGAUGGGAUUACGGGCACUGUGGGUGGAGGGAACAAGAGCGUGGGGCAUAGUUGGGCUGGGGGCAUGAAGGAAAAUGAGGCGGCUGAUAUUUUCCACCAGCUUGUUACAGCAGUACACUACUGUCACUCGAAAAAUGUGUUACAUCGCGACAUAAAGCUCGAGAACGCCCUGCUGGUUUUGGGGGGAGGGAAGGAGGAGGGGAAGAAAGAGUGGCAGGGGGAAGGUGAGAAGGAUGGCAAGGGAGGUGGGGGUGGGUCGGGACGCGGCGUAGGAAAGCAUUUGAGGGAGAAGGACGGAGUGGGAGCAGUUGGAAGAGCAAACGGUGAAGAGCGAGGUGGGUACAUGGCUGUAAGGGAGGCGCGGAUGGUGGUUGAUGCACAAGGGGAGACGGGCGAGGGCGACUCAGAGACUGAGUCAGAUGCAGAUGCAGAUGCAGGAGAAGCAGCAGAAGCAGUGGCAGCAAGAACAGCAGCAGCAGCAGCAGCAGGUUCACCGCUAGGAAGUGGUGUUGCGAGAGGGGGCCUCUUCCGCUCACGUUCCUUCGAUCCUGCUGAGCAGUCGUCAUCACACCGCCUCUCCAGCCCAUCCGGACCCAUCCCCACCUGCCACUCUGCUGAUGACACUGCCUCCAUUCCCCAACCCCCUUCCUCCCUCCCUGCCACAGUCAAGCUAGCAGACUUUGGCCUCGCUAUAGUGCUCUUGCCCAACAAACAGCAGGUGACUGGCAAGUGCGGCACGUCAGGGUACAUGGCCCCGGAAGUGGUUUUAGGUAAGAGCUACGGGUUAAGUGCGGACGUAUGGAGCCUGGGAGUGGUGCUGCACGCGCUUCUGUUCGGUGAGCUGCCAGUGUACAAGCAAGAGAAGGACGUGGCCAGAUACGGCGUACCUAGACCGAGCGGGAACAAGUGGAAGGCUGCUUCUCCUCUCGCCCUCGACUUAUACCGGCAGCUCCUGCAGAUUGACCCUGCAGAGAGGAUUGCACUCUCUGAUGCGCUCAACCACCCCUGGUUCCACGCCUGCAGCAGCAGCAGCAGCAGCAGCAACAGCAGCAGAGCCCGUGAUGGGACUCCCACAGGGCCCACCGCGCGCCUUGCUCCAGGCACCACCACGCGCAGCCCGAGCAGCCUUGGGGAUUACUUUCGCAGAGCCGGUUCUUUCCAGCGAGGGGGUGCUGCUGGUGGGGCGGGUAGCUGGAGGAGUGGGCAGAUGGAUGGGGAUGGGAAUGGGGGCAGCGGGAGGAGGAAGAGAGGAGUGCAGCUCAAGAUCACGGUGGCUGGGAGGACUCUGGCGUUGAAAAUGAAAGUGGGGGGGCUGUGGCAUGUGCCCAUGGGUCAACAACAGAGCUGA
This is a messenger RNA of Closterium sp. Naga37s-1, 2952 nucleotides long. Lineage: Eukaryota; Viridiplantae; Streptophyta; Zygnematophyceae; Desmidiales; Closteriaceae. The record is from the annotation of a GenBank genome assembly.